Molecule: messenger RNA, 2184 nt
Organism: Equus quagga
Lineage: Eukaryota; Metazoa; Chordata; Mammalia; Perissodactyla; Equidae
Gene: SLC44A5
Product: solute carrier family 44 member 5
Exons: 22
Coding region: 1-2184 (727 amino acids)
Biological process (GO): transmembrane transport
Cellular component (GO): membrane
Molecular function (GO): transmembrane transporter activity
Source: RefSeq, a predicted model, not a curated record
AUGACCAGCGGGAUCUGUUCUGCUGCCAUAAGACCAGGCAAAGUGCGGAUCCCAGGUGGAUCAGUAAUCACCUGUUCUCCAAGGACAUUUGAUCCAGAUUUCAAGGGCCCUGUUGCCGACAGGAGUUGUACAGAUGUUCUGUGCUGCAUAAUCUUCAUACUGUUCAUUAUUGGCUACAUUCUUUUAGGACUUAUGGCCUGGGUACAUGGCGACCCCAGGAGAGUGGCCUAUCCUACAGACAGCAACGGCCACUUUUGUGGCCAGAAGGGCACCCCCAAUGAGAACAAGACCAUUUUGUUUUACUUUAACCUGUUCAGCUGUACCAGUCCCUCCUUGCUGGUAAACCUACAGUGCCCUACCACACAGAUCUGCGUCUCCAAGUGCCCAGAAAAGUUUUUAACCUACAUGGAAAUGCACUUUAUGUACAGAACCCGUGAAAACUACUGGUCAUACUAUAGUCAGUUCUGCAAGGCAGCUUCUGCUAAGCCCGUGAAGGCUUUCACACAACUUCUGCUGGAUGAUGAUUGUCCAACAGCGAUUUUUCCAAGCAGACCUUUUCUCCAGAGAUGUUUCCCUGACUUCUCUACUAAAAACGGACUUCUAACAAUAGGAAAUAAGACAACAUUCAACGAUGGAAGUGGAAAGACAAGAAAUGUUGUAGAACUCAGGGCAGCUGCAAAUGGUGUCAACAAAAUCCUUGAUGCAAGGGCAAUUGGAAUGAAAGUGUUUGAAGACUAUGCAACAACUUGGUAUUGGAUUCUCAUUGGCCUGACUAUCGCCAUGCUCCUCAGUUGGAUGUUUGUGAUACUCCUGAGGGUCACAGCUGGAUUCCUCUUCUGGGUCUUCAUAUUGGGUGUGAUUGGAAUUCUAGCUUAUGGAAUAUGGCACUGUUACCAGGAAUACAGCAAACUUCAGGGAAAGCCAAAUUCUCACUUAAGUAUAUAUAACAUCGGGAUUCAGACUGAUAUAAGCAUGUACUUUCAACUGAAACAAACAUGGUUCACGUUUAUGAUAAUACUCGCCAUCCUUGAAGUGAUUGUCAUUGUCAUGCUGAUCUUCCUCAGGGACCGAAUCCGCGUCUCCAUUGCCCUGCUGAAGGAAGGGAGCAAAGCCAUUGGAUACAUUCCCAGUACAUUAAUCUACCCGGUUUUAACUUUCAUUUUCCUCUCAAUCUGCAUUUCCUACUGGGCGGUGACAGCAGUUUACUUGGCCACGUCAGGGACACCCAUAUACAAAGUGAUAGCCCCAGAGGGGCAAUGUGAACAUGAAAAUAAAACCUGUGACCCAGAGAUUUUUAAUACAACCGAAAUUGCCAAAGCUUGCCCUGGGGCUCACUGUAACUUUGCUUUCUAUGGUGGAAAGAGCCUAUACCAUCAAUACAUCACUACCUUUCAGAUAGUCAAUCUAUUUAUCUUUCUCUGGCUUAUAAACUUCGUCAUUGCAUUGGGUCAGUGUACCCUUGCUGGUGCCUUUGCUUCUUAUUACUGGGCCUUGAAAAAACCUGAUGACAUCCCACCGCAUCCACUUUUUACUGCAUUUGGACGAGCCAUACGAUAUCACACAGGAUCCCUAGCAUUUGGAUCUUUAAUUCUUGCAACAAUUCAAAUGGUUAGAUUGGUCCUGCAAUACUUGGACAACCGUCUGAAAGAUGCCCAGAGCAACAUUUCUAGAUUCCUACAAUGCUGCCUGAAAUGCUGCUUCUGGUGUUUGGAACAUGUGGUGAAGUUUUUGAACAGACAUGCCUAUGUUAUGAUUGCAAUAUAUGGCCAAAACUUCUGCAGGUCAGCGAGAGAUGCUUUCAAUCUGCUGAUGAGAAAUGUUUUAAAAGUUGCAGUUAUGGAUAGAGUUACAGAGUUUGUACUAACUCUGGGGAAAAUUUUAGUUGCUGGAUGUAUAGGUAUCUUGGCCUUCUUACUCUUCACAGAAAGAAUCCCAAUGAUUAUAGAAGGACCAACGUCUUUAAAUUACUACUGGGUACCUUUGCUGACGGUCAUUAUUGGAUCUUACCUAAUUGCACAUGGGUUCUUCAGCGUCUAUGCAAUGUGUAUUGAUACAAUUUUCAUCUGCUUCUGUGAAGAUCUGGAAAGAAAUGAUGGAUCUGCAGAAAAACCCUACUUCAUAGCCCCUACCCUGCACGGAAUUCUGAACAAGAAGCAACUAGUUCCCCAGAAGCAGAAAGAGUAG